UGAUGUCACGCAUGUAUCCGGAAGUGAUUCUGAGAUGGCGGCUGAAAGACAACUAGUACUUUGGUGAUACUGGAAUCCACAGAAAAUCAAAUAUUUAGUAAGUUUUCUUCGCGAUGAAGACUGUAUUUGUUACCGUGGGCACUACGAGUUUUGACGAGCUUAUUGAGAAAAUAACGUCCGCCAGUGCCAUUAAGGCUUUAAAAGAUCGCGGAUAUGAGCGGUUAGUCCUUCAGGUUGGACGAGGAUCUUUUCUCCCAGACUCCCAGACCUGUCCACACGUAAUCCUGGAGGUUUUUCGUUUCAAAGACUCCAUAGCAAAGGACAUGACCCAAGCUGACCUCGUCAUCAGCCAUGCAGGGGCGGGAAGCUGCUUGGAGGCCCUCGGUGCCGGCAAAGCCCUGUUGGUGGUGGUCAAUGACAAGCUGAUGGACAACCACCAGCUGGAACUGGCCAGACAGCUGCACAUGGACUCACACUUGCUCUACUGCACUUGCAGCACUCUGACAGAAACGCUAAGGAGCAUGGAUCUCUCCGUUCUUCAGCCUUUUCUGCCCGGUCAGCCAAAGAAGUUUGCAGACUUCAUGGAUAAAGCUCUUGGUCUCCAGUGAAGCUUCAUGCUCAUUGUGUUUUAUAUACUGUGAUACAGUAAUGAUACAUGCAUAGAAGAGAAAAAUCAGAUACUGAGCUGCGUGAAUCGCCGUCCUCAGCAGCUGAGCUGACAUUUUAUUCAUCUUGUCCGCCAACCACCUGAAGUAGGCCAAAGUGCAGUUUGCAGGCUGUCUGUGCUGUGCAGAUGACUUGCAUUUGGUAAUGUUGUGGUAAAACAGGCAAAUUGGCUUUGUUUGGCUUGAAGUAAGCUAUGAAAACAAAUGUAGCAAAAAUGAGUAGCCAUUUUCAUUUUGUAAAAGUAGCUGUCACAAGAAAAAACCUUGGCAACUCCUGAUAUAGCCAAUAGAACAUUUAAACAUUUACACUUCAUCUAUGCCAUCGGUGUCGGUGUAGGCCGAUUUCACUCGUGGAUGAUCGGUAUCAGCAGCAUAAAACCCCGAUCGGAGCAUAAUAUAUACAGUCGUACGCAAAGGUAUGGCCACCCCUGACAAUGUUCAUGAAUAAAUCAGUGGAUAUUUGGAUCUAUUGUUUGGUUUUGAUCUAUCACACAACUGAUGGACACAGUAGAAUUUCAGAAGUGAAAUGAGGAUUAUUGGAUUAACACAAUAUGCAACCAAAACUAAAUUAGGUGCAUAAAUUUGGGCACGUCUGUCAUUUUGUUGAUUUCAAUACCUCUGCCACCUAACACUGAUUAAUUGGAACACAAAAUGGGUUUUGUGAGCCCAUUAAGCCUUGAAUUUCAUCGAUUGAUGCAUCCAAUCAUCUAAUCAAAGGUGUUUAAGGUGGCCGGUUGCAAGAUGGUUUUCUCUUUGAAUCUCCUGUGAAGACGGGCAACAAUGGGUUCCUCAAAACAGCUGUCACAUGACCUGCAAAUGAAGAUUGUUCAACAUCAUGGUUUACGCGAAGGCUACAGGAAGCUAUCUCAGAGAUCUGUUUCCGCUGUGAGGAACAUCAUGAGGAAAUGGGAUUUUUUGACAUGAAAAUGUAUGACAUCCCCAUCAGCAGUGUAGUGCAUCAAGAGUGACUUUCUCCCCCACUUCGUCCCGUGAGCCGGGUUCUGGUCGUUUUUUGUUGUGGAGGGAAGUAGUUCCGGCUAGCUGCUGGGGCCUCUUAAGUCAAGCCUUUUGCUUCUCAAAACAAUAUGUGUUCAAAAGAGUAAUACAUUUGCAUGACAAAACCGUUGCCCACAAAAAGGGAGACCUCUCCAUUGCUCUGCGUUAUUUUCUCUCCGUUCGUAUAAACGCGCGCUGUGCGCUUGUCCGCUGUUGGGUAUGUGUUGCAGUGACAUGAGAGUUAGCAAAAAUCAAACGAAAUUGGAAUUGACAUGCAGUGUGAGCUUAGCCAAAAACUUGCCACUUCCACACAGAAUGAGAGGAUAACCUUUUUUUCACUUACAGUAAUCUCCGUCUCAGCCAUGGCGUGUCGGCUAGGCUCUGCUGGCCCAGUAGCCAGUCUCCAUGCAGUGUGAAAGUUUAAUGUAAUCUAAUGCCAUGUCUCACAGCAUUACUGAUGCCUCGUGACCACAGCGCUACACACAACAUACAACUCGUCUUUCAUUAUUUUUGGACUAAUAAUAGGCCAUAGUCAACCAUGAGACAGCCAUCAUGAAUUAAUUACAUGUACAGUAUUUGUUGAAAACCACAAUAUAGUAAGGGAGUGAUAUUCAAACCGCAAUAUAGCGAGGGAUCAUGUUUUUAAAAGGUUUAUUUUUUUAAAAAGGGUAAUAAACGAAAUUAGACGCUGCAAGCACCAUCCAAUGUGACCAUUGUGAAACUCACAGGCCGGUCUGACCAUACGAGAAUAUUUGCACGGUAACCUGAUAGUUAGCUGUGUGUCUCUCAAGGUUACACACACGCGACUCUAUUAGCCGCAGGUUCACACCUGUUGGUACUGUGUGGUGUUGACUUAACCUUUUCAGUGACUUUUAACGACUUUUGUCACCAGUGGCUGUAGCAUUUGGGUAAUUAAACCAGUAUGCAUUUGGAUGAACAAACCUUGAGUGUUUCUCUACCUCCCACCUUUAUGUUGGCACUUGCAACUUUCUGUGGCUCCGUUUUGGGUUAGAGGUGAGAAACGCUAUUCAACUGAAGAAAUAACUCAUGGCAAAACAGGAAGGUGGUGUGCAUGUGGCGUCACGCUGCCACGUUGUGUCUUUGCGAACUCUCACAUCAAGAAUCACGUCUUCAGUGAAGGUAAAACUUACCAUAAAUGUUUUCAGUCAUAAUUUAGAUGCAUUUGAAAUUGCUCGCAGCAUGUAAAACUAUAAUUCUAACCUAUGAAAACACACUUUGUGUUAAAAUGUUUGGCUUCCUGGAACAGAUUAACUGGAUAUACAUAAUUGUUUAUGGGACUAUGGGGGUGUUAUUGUAUGUACACAAGGCUCUAAUGUUAAAAACCCGUAUUUAGAAAGUCAUAAACAAGUGUUCUAUGCUGUGACUAUGAAAAUAUUCCAGUUAUUAAGAUUGAAUCCAUCCAACUUCUAUGCCGCUUAUCCUCAUGACUUGUAUCCUACAGUAGGCUGGAGCCUAUACCAGCUGACUUUGGGCGUGAAGGUAUAGACAACCGUUCACACUCACAUUCAUACCUACAGUAUGGACCAUUUUAGAGUUGCCAAUUGACCCAACAUGCGGGAGAUGUCUUCCCGAUCUCCUGAUGUGUGGCCAACAUUGAACGGCAACAUUGAAGCCUUUAUCGCAGUCCGCUCUGGAACCAACUAACCUCUAUAAACGAGGGAUGACUGUAACCACAGUUCCGCUGAAAUAUGAAAUAUGGGGGAGGAAUGAUCUGCUCUGUCUUUGUGUGAUAGUAAUGAUAGUGAUAGUAAUCUGCCACUGAAACUGCUCUUCUGUUGGGAGAUGAUGCUGUGCGUUGGAUGAUGCUGGUUGUCCGUGAUGGAAAGGAGCCUCCUCAGUGUCCUUUCCUCUGCCACAGAUGUCGGGCUGUCCAGCUCAUUGCCAAUGACAGAGCCUGCCAUCAUCACCAGUUUGUCCCAAGUGUGUGGCGUCCUUCUUCUUGAGGUUGCUCCCUCAGCACACUACUGCAUACAGGAGGGCACUAGCUACCACAGUUUGGUAGAAGAUCUGUAGAAGCUUCUUGCGUACACACAGUAAGACUAGACAAGAGUAUGGCCAUACAAAGAGUAACAACAGAGUGAAAAUGUUUGUUGGCCUGCCAUGUCACCACAUGAUAGCCAGCUUUUACUGUCUCGCCCUUUUACUUUCACAUUGCAAGACUGUCAAUUAUACGGUCAUGACUCAUUUUCAUAUGACCUCAUAUACAGCUCAGCAAUAUCUCAAAUUCUGUUUUUCCAUCCCGAGUUUCGUUUUCCACUGCGGGUGUCUUCAUACUUUCCCUUCAAAGACUAUGCUUGUAGAUAAAACAGUGCAGAGACAUUUCCCAGUCGUGCUAAAACCACCUUGAUCCCCAGUUUUAUACUUCUGCUCUGGUCAAAGUUGCCUAAAAUAUGCCAUAUGACCCCUUUUAAAUGCCCUUCAGUGGCAGCUUAACUAAUCCAAUCAAAGACUUAAGUCUUGUUCACAUGCAUCAACGUUGAGGAAAAGUACACAAAAUUGUUCAGCUCUAGUGAAUCUUCAUUGUAUUGUGUUCAAGCUAAACAUGUUGCUGAUUUACACAAGCAAAAAAACAAAAAAAACAAAUUGCAGUUAGUUGGUGGCCACAAUCCAUGCCAUGUACUCUAUAUAUACCAACAACAAAAAUAAUUAUUGUCUCACAAAUAAAGAAGUCAAUUUAUAGAAGAACUUAAGCGAUUAAAUGAAAUUAUGUGCCACAAUAAUACAAUUUAAAAGAUUAAAAAAAUGUAAUAUACUAAAAAUGAAUACAGGAUGGGAAAAUGAUGACACAGACUCCAAUUUGUACAUUUUUGUUGUUGGAGUAAGAUGAAUGCCCAACCGCUGCUUGUUUGUUCCUGUAUACGUGCAUACAUUAUUUUUCUACAAUUUAUUAUACAAGAAAACCCCAACAAAGUAAGAGGUAGGGGUUGUUUUUGAUUGAACCUCUAUUUUAUUUAUUUUCCCUUUUUGUUUUCUUGAUUUUGGAGGCUUUUUCCGUGUUUCAUGCUCGAAAAAAUAAA
This is a messenger RNA of Dunckerocampus dactyliophorus (ringed pipefish), 4699 nucleotides long. RefSeq lists its product as uncharacterized. The record is from RefSeq and is a predicted model, not a curated record. The transcript has 4 exons. The coding region runs from base 114 to 608 and encodes 164 amino acids. Lineage: Eukaryota; Metazoa; Chordata; Actinopteri; Syngnathiformes; Syngnathidae. Gene Ontology annotation, molecular function: hexosyltransferase activity. Gene Ontology annotation, biological process: dolichol-linked oligosaccharide biosynthetic process.